GUCAAAAUCCAGUCGAAUGUCGAAAGUGAUUCCUUUUUUCGCGCCAUUUCCGAUAUCCUUUUACGUAGUUUCAUAGAGUCCUUGUGGUUUUAUCGAAAACGAUCCGUCCGGGACCUAUCGAGAAGUUCCUCAAGAGAUACAAAAAUGUGACAUGUUUUGAGAACUCUUUCGUACGUGUAGGAUCAUCCAAAGAUCCUUUAAGGACUCUCUCGGAGCAGCCUAGUACUCUCUCGGGCAUCUAGGACCUUUUGUGAACCUUCCUGGAGAUAUCCUUUAAGUACUCUUUUAGAUAGCUAAGACUUUUUGAGAACCUUUUACCAUUUUAGGUAUCCAGGACCUCUUCAGGAUCAUCCCGUCGAAACGGACAUGUCCGUGGAUUUCCGCUUGGAAUGGAUCAAGGCGAGGGUGCUGAAGAUGCUGAACCUGCAGGGCAGCCAGUACUUCCAGGAGAUGCUGGCCAAAUGCGAGGAACUGGAGUAUGAGCUCACCCAGUUCCUCGACGAGCACCACAAGACCGUCACGCAGGGCUUCUUCUACCUCUACAAGACCUCCUACGAGAAGCUGGUGGAGGAGGAAAUUCAAGUCAAAGUACCGAAAACGGCGAGCGACAAAAAGAAGAAGAAGAAGGAGAAGGACAAACGUACGAAAUCCAGCUUGGCCUUCGUCGAAGGCUACGGCGCCGAAAACAACCAACAAGAGGACCAUUUCCCCGCCGCCGACGAGGAACAAGAACACGAAGAAGCGGCGGGAGAAGAAGAAGAAGCCGACGAAGAAGAGUACUUUGGGGAAGAGGAGGAUUACAUGUACGAGGAAACCGGCGAGGAAUAUCGCUUCUUGGAAGACGAAGACGAAGGGGGCGGCAGGGAGGAGGACCCGGAGACGGCGGUGACGUCGGAGGCGCUGCAGGAGGAGAUGCAGGAGAAGCUGCCUGCGCAACCCGACGGAACGGAGAGCCCUUCGGAAAGGCCCUCCACCAUGCCCGAAGAUGAGGAAAAGGGUGAAGUUAAGAGCGCCAAAUCAUUUGAUGGGAAAAAGGGCCCCAAGGGAAAGGACAAGAAGAAAAAGGGCGGAAAGGGCGGAAAAUCGGAAAAAUCCGAACUGGAAUUGACCGAAGCAGCGCCGAAAAUCGAAUACGUUUUCGUCAAGCAAAAGAUCCAAAGGCUGGCCACCGAUUACUACCUGCACGGCGGCUUCAUGAAAAUCGGCGCCCAAAUGUACGACGGCGGCGAGCCGCAUCGCAUCAUCUACUUGUACAGGCGCACCAAGGAGGGCAUUCCAUUCUUCGAAACGGCCGUCGAGGCCAACUUGGAGAUGCCCAAUUACUUUUUCAUCGGCAGCAGCAACAUCAAUUUCCUCAACAACUUCGUCGACGUCUGUAACAGGAUUUUCACGCCGUUGAUUGCCAAGUCGUUCGUCGAGCCGACGUCGAAGAGAAAAGGGGAAAAGGGCGUGGAGAAGACGAGGAAAACCUCCGAUCAGACCACAGACUUGCCGGACGAUCAGGAAGAGGAGGAGCACGAGCAGAAGGUGGAGAAAACCGACAAGGAAGAGAACAACACCCCCAUCAAGGACGAACUGUCGACGGAAGUGGCCAAUCUAGUCACCUCGUUGUUUUGGGUGUGCGAGCACGUGGAGGACGAGGUGGACCUGCCGAUGGUGGAUUUGAGCGACAUCGUCCACAGCACUCGUCCCGACGACGUUCUGAUCAAAGAUCCCAAAAUCGUGGACAUCUUGGAGGAGGCCGUGACCGGCUGGCAGCUCCAUUUGAUCAAGAUCAUGGAGAAUUACGAGUCGAAGACGCCGGUGGGGCACAGCCCUCUAGCCGAGUACGAUUAUUGGCACGACAUCGAGUCGGCGUUGAGUUCGGUGGUGGAGCAAUUGAAGAAGCCUUUGUUGGUGAGAAUAUCGGACAUGGUCGAUAAGGCCUUGCCCGAUUUGGCCAACAGUUUUCUCUUCCACCAAUUGAGAUUGAGGCGGUACUACGGAAAGGCCAAGGACAACGUGAAGUUUCUGUCGACCAUCGUCAGGUUUCUCAAUACGAUUACUCAAAGCAACGAUUUCAAGAAAAUCACGUUAUCCUUGCCUUUGCUAAUGGACGGGCUCGAAUUGAUAUGGAUUUUAUCGGAUUAUUACAACAACGACACCAUCAUGGUGCCUUUCAUGGAGAGAAUUGUCUGGUGUUUGUUGGACAAAACCAGGAAGGUUUUGAACAAUGAAACCCUAUUCAGGAAUCCCAUAGACGUCGUGAAGAAGCUCACGCAGGACGCCAGCGAGAUGCUGGAAAUGUGGCAAAGCGCCUACAUGACCACCAGGCAAAGGAUAGAGGAUUCCGGAAAAGGGGCCAGGUGGGAAUUCGACAGGAGGAAAUUGUUCAUGGCGUCCAAUUACAUGGCUUCGGUAUGCAAAGACCUGAACGAAGUGUCGACGGUGAUCUUCCACUUCAAGAACAUCUUCGGGCCUCAAUUGCGUUCGAUCGUGAGCGAUCCCCAGAGCAUCGACAACGUCGCCAAGCGCGUCGAUCGGUUGGCCUUUCAAAUCGAAAACACCGAUUUCGACAUAUUCGACGUCAACGGCAAGGAGAAUUGGGACGCCAUUAUGGCCUUGUUCUUCAAGGAGGUGAAGAUAUUGGAAGAGGAGGCGCUGGGCUUCAUCGAUCAGAGCUUCAAGAUGAUCAGGAAUUCUGAGGAUGCCUUGGAAAUGCUGUUGAAAUUCAAGUUAUUCGAAACUAGGGAAAUUAUAAUGAAGAAACUGAUGUCGAAAUUCGACGUGAUUUUGGAUCAAUUUAUAAAGGAAAUAUUGCUGGUGGACAAUUCCUUUACGAGGAACAAAAGACACCCGGUGAUGUACAAGAACAUGCCGGCCAGAGGCAGCGCCAUCUAUUGGGCCAGACUGUUGUACUACAAGUUGAAAAAGCCCAUAUUGAAAUUUCAAAAAGUACCGGAAAUAAUGAAUUCCAAAUUGAAAGCCGACACUUUUCACCAGUACCUCCAACUGGCCAAAGAACUCAAAACCUACGAAAACAGCAAAUUCCAAGAUUGGGUGGACAAUUUCGGCGCCACCAUGGAGGCCGCCAUGCAAAUGGAGAUCCUCAAAUUCGGCUUCAGGGGCUCACUCUCUCUCAUCAUGAAGAAAAGGGGCACCGAAAUUACCACGACUGCAAAGAACCUCCACGCCUCCAAAUCCCUCAGCGUCGCCAGCGAGGCGUGUAAAACCAGAGAAUCGAAAAGGCGAGAAUCGAGCUUUUCUUCGGUGUUCGACGUUCUGGAAAGAAUGAACCAGAAGAACAUGACUUGGAACGAAAUCAUCGGCAAUCACAUGGCCGCAGAUUUAGGUUUGAGAUUCGAAGUGAACUUCGACGAGAACCUGUGGGCUUGCUUCAAAAGCGUGGAGCUUUUGGAGACGAUGAAGUUCGUCCUGCCGGAGAGCUUGAGGAUGAUCGCCAUACAAAAGGAGAAGACCCAGUGGAAUUUGAACGCCGUCACCACCAUGAUAAACAUGUACAUUGAGAUUAUCGAAAGAAUGAACGAAUCGCAGAUGUUCCUGUUGAAGGAAAAGCUCCAGGAAGUGGAACUGAACAUCCAGCCGGGCCUAUCCAGGAUCAAGUGGUCCUCGUUGGGCAUAGCCGACUACGCUGCGCGCAACAUCUCCCUUUUGAGCAACCUCAAAACCCUCUACCUUCAAGUCGAACACGUCGAGCUCGACCUCCUCCAAAUGACCAAGUCCCUGACGCAGAUCAAUUUCUUCGAUUACAUCGUGGACGAUAACAAAGAGAAGAAGAACUACAAGGACUUUUUCGGCGUGAUGAACAACCUGCGUUCGGAGAAAAUGUCGAAGGUGAUGAAAACCUACGAUUCGUUCGCGCCCAUUUUGAUCAAAUUGGAAUCGAUGAUUUUGGCGACGAACACGGGCAGAUCGUUGCAGAUGACGUCCUAUUACAAAUAUUGGGAGGUCGAAUUGUUCAAGGCCUUCACGUUGAUGACGGUGAAGAAUUUGGACACGUGGGCGGCCAAGUUGGAAACCAAUUGUGCCCUCUUCCAAGUGGAGGCGGUCGUCGUGUCGCCGGAGAUCCUGCUGCGGCCCACCGCCACCGAGAUCUACAACUUCCUGGUGCGCAACACCAACAACUUCCUCGAUCGCAUCAAGACGGUGCCGCGCUGGCAGGACAACUCCUGCAUCAAUUGCGAACCGGUGAAGGUGUCGGCGAACGAGGAGUUUCUGCACAACUUCUUCGACCAGGUGGUGCGCGUCGCCGACGUGAACGAUUCGAUCGCCCAUCUGUUCGACGUGGCCAGCAAAGUGGUGACGUCGGUGCUGAGGCAGCUGCAGAAAUGGAUGAGCUUCAAGAACCUGUGGUCGGUCGAUAAGGUGUCGGUGUUGGAGAAGCUGAUCCAAAGGACCACCAACAUAACGGUGUUCGAUGAUAAGUUUAUGUUUUGGCAGGAGAUUGUGAACAAAGUGAACGAGUACGAUCCGUUGACUAACGUCAAUAGUAUACAGUUAAACAUUAAACCGUUGAUGGAAACGAUCAAGGAAAAUUGUUUGGAAUGGAAGGAACUACUCGGGACGAUGAUCGACGAAAACGUCAUCGCCAAAAUGGAGGAUAUGAAGCACAAGAACGACGAAUUGAGACUAUCCGUUAGGAAUAGCAUAAAAGGUUUGGAAAGAUUCAAGAACGUCCUGUUCGCCAUUUCGUCGAUCAUAAAAGGCAACGUCGCCGCCGAAUUGGAAUUCUACAAUUUCCAGGAGACCUACAGGAUGCUGAACCAGCACAACAUCCAUUUCGAUCCCUCCCACGAGGCGCUCGCCUAUCAAUUGGAAAAGGACUGGCAGGUGUUGUUGCUCUCCGCCAUGUACAGAGAGCAACUGCUGGAACCGGCCAAAGAAAGGUACGCCGGACUGACCCAAAACGAAAUCAAAGAAUUCCUGCUCGUCCUCAAGGAAUUCAUGGACCGUUACGUGGCCGAAGGGCCGGAAUCGGUCGGAGAAAACCUCGAUUUAGGUUUGAAGCUGAUGGACGAGUACAGGACGGAAUUCGAAACGUUGGAAGCCAAACGACAGGAAUUGGUCGCCGCCGAAAUGCUCUUCGACAUUCCAUUGGUGGAUUAUUCGGAUUAUCUGAACGCCAAAUACAGCUUCGAAGGGAUCGAAGUGGUUUAUAGGCAUUUCAAGGCCUACAGGCAUGCCAAAGAUAUGUGGGGAAAAACGUUGUGGGCCAACCUGAAUCCCAACACGUUGGUGGACGGCAUCGACAAUUUCAUCAAGAACUUUCGAAAAUUACCGAAGGAAAUCAAAGCGCUGACGGUGGGCGUGACGCUCGACAACGUGCUGAAGCAAUUUCGGAAUUCCGUGCCGUUGAUGGUGUCGCUGAAGAACGAGGCGCUCAGAGAACGCCAUUGGAAGAUGCUGAUGGUGAAGACCGGCAUCGAAUUCGACAUGUCGCCCGAAAAGUUCACCUUGGACAACAUGUUCGCCAUGCAAUUGCACCGCUACCAGGACACCGCCGAAGAGAUAAUCAACAACGCCGUGAAGGAGUUGAGCAUCGAGAAGGGCGUGAAGGAGGUAGCGGACAUUUGGGGCUCGGUGAAUUUCAUCGUGCACAAGCACUCCAAAGGUUUGGAGGACAGAGGUUAUUUGAUCGGUUCCACCGACGACAUCAUGCAGAUAUUGGAGGACAAUUCGAUGAAUUUGCAGAGCAUGGCCGGCUCCCAGUUCGUCGGACCCUUUUUGCCGCUGGUGCAGAAAUGGGAGAGGGCCUUGGCCACCAUCGGAGAGGUUAUCGACCAAUGGUUGCAAGUGCAGAGGAAAUGGUUGUAUUUGGAGGGGAUAUUCGUCGGUGGCGACAUUAGAGCUCAAUUGCCCGAAGAGGCGAGAAAAUUCGACGAUAUCGAUAAGAUUUUCAAGAAGAUCAUGUUGGAAACGUCGAAGAGACCGAACGUGUACGAAUCGUGCACGCAAUCCGGACGAUUGGAGGAAUUUCUGAAAUUGAGCGAAGGUCUGGACAAGUGCCAGAAAUCCCUGAACGAUUAUCUGGAUUCGAAACGCCGACGCUUUCCCAGAUUCUACUUCAUCUCCACCGAUGAAUUGCUAUCGAUAUUGGGCAGCAGCGAACACACCUGCGUCCAGGAGCACAUGAUCAAGAUGUUCGACAACAUCAAGGCCCUCAGGUUCUCGAUCGACGCCCAAGAACGCCCGACGGCCGUCGCCCUGAUAUCGGGCGAGGGCGAGGUGAUGGAGUUUCGCACGCCCGUCCUCAUCGAAGGCAAAGUCGAAGAAUGGAUGAACGAGGUGCUGAAGGAGAUGCGCAAGGCCAAUCGCUACAUAUCCAAAUGCGCCAUCUUCAACUACGGCAAGGUCAGGCGGCCCCGCUACCAAUGGAUGCUCGACUUCCAGGGCAUGGUCAUUUUGGCCGGCAGUCAGGUGUGGUGGACGGCCGAAGUGGAGAACGUGUUCGCCAUGUUCAAGAAGGGCAACAAGCGCGCCAUGAAGGAGUACCUCGGCCAGUUGAACAAGCAACUCGACGAGAUCGUGUUCACGGUGCGCGGCGAGCUGACGCCCAACGAUCGAUCGAAGUUUCGCACGGUCGCCAUCAUCGAGGUGCACGCGCGCGACAUCAUCGAGGGCUUCGUCAAGGACAGCGUCACCGACAUCAGCGAAUUCGAGUGGGAGAGCCAGCUGAGGUUCUACUGGGUGAACAACAUGGAUAAUUUGUACGUGACGCAGUGCACCGGAUCCUUCGAGUACGGUUACGAGUACAUGGGGUUGAACGGGCGGCUGGUGAUCACGCCGUUGACGGACAGGAUUUACCUGACGGUCACGCAGGCGUUGAUAAUGCACAUGGGCGGCGCGCCGGCCGGCCCGGCGGGUACCGGCAAAACGGAGACCGUCAAGGAUCUGGCCAAGGCCAUGGCGUUGCUUUGCAUGGUGACGAAUUGCGGCGAAGGGAUGGAUUUCAAGGCGAUCGGCACCAAUUUGGCCGGUUUGGCGCAAUGCGGCGCUUGGGGAUGCUUCGACGAGUUCAACAGAAUCGACAUUUCGGUACUGUCGGUAAUCUCCACGCAACUGCAAACCAUCCGUUCCGCCUUGAUGAUGCGCUUGGAGAAAUUCACGUUCGAAGGCAACGAGAUCUCGUUGGACUGCAAAGUGGGCAUUUUCAUCACGAUGAAUCCGGGUUACGCGGGUCGCACCGAAUUGCCCGAAUCCGUCAAGGCGCUCUUUCGCCCCGUCGUCUGCAUCGUGCCCGAUUUGGAGAUGAUCUGCAUGAUAUCCCUCUUCUCCGACGGCUUUUUGGAGUCCAAGGUGCUCGCCAAGAAGAUGACGGUGCUGUACAAACUGGCCAGGGAGCAAUUGUCCAAGCAGUCCCACUACGAUUGGGGUCUGAGAGCCCUGAACGCCGUCUUGAGAAUGGCGGGCGUUUUGAAAAGAGCCUCGCCCGACAUCAAGGAGACCUUGGUGCUGAUGAGGGCGCUGCGCGACAUGAACCAUCCCAAAUUCGUGUUCGAGGACGUGCCCCUAUUUCUGGGCCUCAUCAAGGAUCUGUUUCCCGGAAUGGAUUGCCCGAGAGUGGGCUAUCCGGAUUUCAACGCCGCCGUCGAGCACAUCCUCAAAGAGGACAAGUUCAUCAUCAUGCCGCACCAAAUCGACAAAGUCGUCCAAAUGUACGAGACGAUGAUGACCAGGCACUCGACGAUGUUGGUGGGACCGACGGGUGGCGGCAAGACCGUCGUCAUCAACACGCUGUGCAAGGCGCAAAUCAACAUGAACCUGCCCACCAGGAUCCAGGCGCUCAAUCCCAAGGCCUGCUCGGUGAUCGAACUCUACGGGAUUUUGGAUCCGGUCAGCAGAGAUUGGACCGACGGGUUGCUGUCCAACAUCUUCAGGGAGAUGAACAGGCCGACGGAGAAGAGCGAGAGAAGGUACAUUCUAUUCGAUGGAGAUGUUGAUGCUCUGUGGAUCGAAAACAUGAAUUCCGUAAUGGACGAUAAUAAAUUGUUGACUUUGGCUAAUGGAGAGAGGAUCCGUUUGAAUACGCCUACCGUCAAUUUGCUGUUCGAAGUUGGAAAUUUAAUUUACGCCUCGCCGGCCACGGUGUCGCGCGCCGGCAUGGUGUACGUCGACCCCAAGAACCUGGGCUACCUGCCCUUCUGGGAGAAGUGGCUGAACGGCAUCCAGAACCCCAUCGAGCGAGGCGCCUACGCCGAGCUGUUCGACAAAUUCAUCCCCGACCUGAUGGCGUACAUCCUCGAAGGCGUGCUGGGCCAGAAGCAGGUGACCCCAUUGAAGACGGUCAUACUGCAAAGUUCGCUCAAUCUGAUGACGCAGUUCUGCUUCAUGAUGGACUCGAUCUAUCCGCAGAACUUGGACUACGUGCCGAAGCCGGACGAGGAGGCCGACAUGGACCUGAUGACGGCCAUAUUCGUCAUUUGCCUGUACCAUUCGUUCGGCGCGCCGCUGGUGGGCCAGUCGCGCUUGGACUUCGACGAUUACAUCAAGUCGCAGAAUUCGCUGAUGUACAUGGACGAUACGCCUGACGCGCCGUGCGAUUUGAGGCACACGCCUCACGCCUUCCCCACCUACUACGACUACUACUUGGACAUCAAGAAGCAGGUGUGGGUGGCGUGGGAGUGGCUGGUGCCGAAGUACGUGCACGAACCGGGUCGGAAGUUUUCGGAGAUCCUCGUGCCCACCAUCGACACGGUGCGCACCACCUUCCUGUUGGACCUGUCGAAUCGCAUUCGACGUCCCAUCGUGCUCAUCGGCGAGACGGGCACGUCGAAGACGGCCGUCAUCCAGGACUUUUUGCGCAACCUCGACAAGGACGUGUUCAUCGUGAUGAACAUCAACUUCUCGUCGCGCACCUCAUCGAUGGACGUGCAGAAGAACUUGGAAUCGUCGGUGGAGAAGCGCACGAAGGAGAUCUACGGACCGCCGAUGGGGAAGAAGUUGAUCUGUUUCAUGGACGACAUGAACAUGCCGCAGGUCGAUGAAUACGGCACGCAACAGCCCAUCGCCCUGUUGAAGUUGCUCUUCGAACGCGGCGGGUUCUACGACAGAGGCAAGGACCUCAACUGGAAGAUCCUGAAGGACAUCUCGUACUUCGCCGCGAUGGGCGUGGCCGGCGGCGGCAGGAACGAGGUGGAUCCACGCUUCAUGUCGAUGUUCACCGUCAUCAACUUGGUGUUCCCCACCACGCACACCCUGCACCGGAUCUACACCAACAUACUCUCCGGCCACCUCAAGAGCUUCCACGACGAGGUCCAGAUCGCCUCCACGCUCAUGAACAUGACCUUGGAACUGUACAAUUUCUGCGUCAACAAACUGCCGCCGACGCCCAGCAAGUUUCACUACAUCUUCAACAUGCGCGACCUGUCCCGGAUCACCGCCGGAAUGUGCGUGACGGUGCCGAAAUUCUACACGAGAACCGCCCAAAUCGUCAGGCUGUGGAGGAACGAGUUUCUGCGCGUCAUCUGCGAUCGCUUGAACAACGAGGAGGAUCUGAACGUGAUGACUCAGAACAUCUUCGAGCAAAUCGACAAGACAUUUAGCAAGAAGACGCGAGACGAAGACGACGACGACGUUUCUUUGGCAGAAAGCGAAGGAUUUGUCGACGAGUACACCGACAUCGUGAGCUACGCGACCAGGGACCCGAUCCUGUUCGGCGACUAUCGCAACGCCACCGCCGACCAAGAGCCGCGCUUCUACGAGGACCUGUUGGACUACGACGCCAUCUACUCGCUGUUCCAGGAGAUCAUCGAGUUGUACAACGAGAAGCACGAUCGCAUGAACAUCGUGCUGUUCAACGACGCCCUCGAACACCUGACGCGCAUCCACAGAGGGCUGCGCUUGGAGAAGGGCCACAUGCUGUUGAUCGGCGUCGGCGGUUCGGGAAAGAAGAGUUUCAGCUGUUUGGCGGCUUAUACUGCUGAAUGCGAGGUGUUUUCGAUCAAUUUGUGCAGAGGUUACAACGAGCAACUGUUCAAAGAAGAUCUGAAGAAGCUGUUCACCGUCCUCGGCGUCGACAACAAGAAGACGUGCUUCUUCUUUACGGCCGCCCAGAUCGUCGAAGAGGGUUUCCUGGAGUUCAUCAACAACAUCCUGAUGAUCGGCUACGUGCCGUCGUUGUUCACCGACGACGAGCGCGAGCAGUUGAUCAACAACGCGCGGGCGGCGGCCAAAAAGGCCGGCUACAGCGUCACCAAGGACGCCGUGUGGCAGUACUUUUUGCACACGUGCAACGAGAACUUGCACGUGGUGCUGUCGAUGAGUUCGGUGGGCGACGUCUUGAGCAAGAGAUGCAGGAAUUUCCCCGGAUUGGUGAACAACACGACCAUCGAUUGGAUAUUCCCGUGGCCGGUGCAAGCUCUGGUGGCCGUCGCGUCGGUUUUCCUCAAGGAAAACCCGAAAAUACCGGAGAUGUACCGCGACGAGAUCAUCGAGCACGUGGUCUACGUCCAUCAAUCGGUCAUCGACUAUAGCUUCGAGUAUUUGCUGAAGCUGCGCCGGAAGAACUUCGUCACGCCCAAGCACUACUUGGAUUUCAUCGGAUCUUACUUGAGACUGUUGGAAGAAGAAGACGGCUCGGUGAACGCCCAAUGCGACCGAUUGAACAGCGGCCUGACGAAGAUAGCCGAGGCCAGCGCCGACUUGGACAUUUUGAACGAAAAGUUGGCCGUGCAACAGGUGGUGGUCAAGCAGGCGGCCGAAGAUUGCGAAGUGAUGCUGAUCGAAAUCGACGAAAGCACGAAGAUAGCCGUGGAAAAGAAGGACGUGGCAUCGCUGAAGAGCGUCGAGAUCGAGGAGCAAUCGAAGAUCAUCAAGGUGGAACAGUCCGAGGCGGAGGCCUCUUUGGCGCUGGCGCUGCCCGUCUUGGAGAACGCCCGAUUGGCCUUGGGCGAAUUGGACAAGGCCGAUAUCACGGAGAUCAGAUCGUUUACGACGCCGCCCGAGCCCGUCCAAAUCAUCUGCGAAUGCGUUCUGAUAUUGAGGGGCUACAGGGAAAUCAAUUGGAAGGCCGCGAAGGCCAUGAUGGCGGAAUCGAAUUUCCUGAAGAGCCUGCAGGACAUGAACUGCGACCUGAUCACCAUCAGCCAACAGAGGGCCACCAAAAAUCACAUGGCGAAAUCGUCGAAGCUGAGCGAAAUGAAGAACAUCAGUAAAGCCGGUUACGGGCUGUUGCGCUUCGUCCAGGCCGUCCUCGGCUACUGCGAGGUGUUCAAGGAGGUGAAGCCGAAGAAGGAGAAGGUCGAGCAGCUGCAGAAGGACUUCGCGACGGCGCAGCGCUUCCUCGAGCGCCUCCAGAACGAGAUCAAGAACCUCGAGAAGAAGCUGGACGAUUUGAACGCCAAGUACACCGCGGCGAUGAUCAGGCGCAAGGAGCUGCAGGAGGAGACCGAGCUGAUGCUGAAGCGGUCCAUAGCCGCCGAUAAGUUGAUCAACGGUUUGAGUUCGGAGCAGGCCAGAUGGAAGGAAGAUUUGGCAGAGUUGUAUAGGGACAAGGAGAGGUUGAUCGGUAUUUGUUUGCUGUGUUCGGGUUUCCUGGCCUACUGCGGUCCGUUUACGUUCGAAUUUAGGAGGGAAAUGGUGUACGAAAAUUGGUACGAGGAUCUCGUCAGGAGGCAAAUUCCCCUAUCGGAAAAUUUUAGAUUGGAAUUAUUCCUGACUACCGAAGUGGAAAUCAGCCAAUGGAAUUCGGAAAAUUUGCCACCGGAUGAGCUUUCCAUACAAAACGGUAUUUUGACGUUGAAAGGAUCCAGAUUUCCUUUGUGCAUCGAUCCCCAACAGCAGGCCUUGAAUUGGAUCAAAAAGAAGGAGGAAAAAUACAAAAUGAAGGUAUUGAACUUCAACGAUCCCGAAUUCCUCAAGUUCCUGGACAUGGCCAUCAAGUACGGCUCGCCGGUCCUCUUCCAGGACGUGGACGAUUACGUGGACCCCGUCGCCGAGCCGGUCAUCAUGAAGAACGUGCGCAUCGUGUCCGGCAGGGUGUUCAUCGUCUUGGGCGACAAGGAGGUCGAUUGGGAUCCGCACUUUAGGCUCUACAUGACCACCAAAUUGGCCAAUCCCCAGUUCAAUCCCAACGUCUACGCCAUCGCAUUGGUCAUCAAUUACACGGUGACCGUGUCCGGUUUGGAAGAUCAAUUGCUGAGCGUGGUCGUGCGAAACGAACGUCCCGAUCUCGAAGAGCAAAAAGAGACUCUGAUAGCCGAGACCAGCGACAACAAGAACCUGCUCAAGCAGCUGGAGGAUUCUCUUUUGCUGGAACUGGCCACCACCACCGGGAAUAUGCUGGAUAACGUCGAAUUGGUCCAAACGUUGGAAAACACGAAAUUCAAGGCCGGAGAGGUGAUGGAGAAAAUCAGGUUGGCCGAGGAAACCGGUAAAAAUAUAGACGUGUUGAGAAACGGUUACAGAUCGGUUGCCAAAAGGGGAUCAGUUUUAUUUUUCGUUUUGUCCGAUUUGUCCGGCGUCAACGCAAUGUAUCAAUUCUCUUUGGGAUCCUAUUUGGAGGUUUUCGCGUUUUCAUUGAGAAAAGCUCCAUUGCAUACGCUGUUAGCCAAACGGCUGUUAAAUAUAAUCAAUACGUUAACGAAAAAUGUCUACGAUUACGGUUGUACGGGAAUUUUCGAAAAGCACAAAUUGCUAUUUUCGUUUCUGAUGACCUACAAAUUGGAGCAAAGCGAAGACAAAAUCACCCAAGGAGAAAUCGAUUUUUUCAUUAAGGGUUCCAUUAGCUUGGAGAAAACGGAAAUACCGAGCCCUGCUCCGUGGAUUUCCACCCAAAAUUGGGACAACAUCGUAAAGAUGAGCCAGGAAUUUCCCGAAUCGUUCUCGAACAUCGUCGAGGAAAUUCAGAAAGAACCGAACGUUUGGUACGCUUGGAGCGAUUCCGAUCAACCGGAGAGCGAAGGGAUUCCCUACGGUUACAAGGAACGAUUGCCGCCCUUUCACAUGCUCCUCUUGCUCAGAUGCUUCAGAAUAGACAGGGUGUUCAGGGCGGUGGCGAAUUACAUUAUAGAAACGAUGGGCGAAGAGUACAUAAUGCCGCCGGUGAUCAGUUUCGAGAAUAUCUACGAGCAGAGCAGCCCCACCACGCCCGUCGUGUUCAUUCUGAGUCCCGGCUCAGAUCCCACGGCCGAACUGAUGAAACUCGGCGAACGGUACGACUUCGCCGGCGGCAGGUUCAGGUUCCUGUCGCUGGGCCAGGGCCAGGAACCGGUGGCGCUCAACCUGUUGGACACGGCCAUUUCGCGCGGCCUCUGGCUGAUGUUCCAGAACUGCCAUCUGUUGAUCACGUUCAUCCGCCGGCUGGAGAAGCAACUGGAGCGGAUCAGCAAGCCGAAUCCGGACUUUCGGCUGUGGCUCACCACCGAUCCGGUGGCUACGUUUCCGGUGGGCGUGCUGCAGAGGUCGCUCAAAGUGGUCACCGAGCCGCCCAACGGCCUGAAGCUGAACCUGCGCAACACCUACUUCAAGAUGCGCGCCCAAACGUUGAACGAGUGCCCGCACCCGCUCUUCCGUUCGCUCGUCUUCGUCCUGGCCUUCUUCCACGCCGUCGUCCAGGAGCGACGCAAGUACGACAAAAUCGGCUGGAACAUCUGCUACGACUUCAACGAAUCCGAUUUCAACGUGUGCAUCCUCAUCCUCAACACCUACCUGACGAAGGCGCACCGGAUGCGCGAUCCGCGCGUCCCCUGGGGCAGCCUCAAGUACCUCAUCGGCGAGGUGAUGUACGGCGGUCGCGUCAUCGACGACUUCGAUCGGCGCAUCGUCCGCACGUACAUGAACGAGUACAUGGGGGAUUUUCUGUUCGACACGUUCCAGCCGUUCCACUUCUACAGGGACAACGUGGUCGAUUAUUACAUACCGCCCGACGGUACCAAGGACGAGUACGUGCAAUUCGUCGAGGAGCUGCCGCUGUCGAAUACGCCCGACGUGUUCGGAUUGCAUCCGAACGCCGAGAUCGGGUACUAUACGCAGGCGACCAAGGAGAUGUGGGCCACGUUGAUCGAGCUGCAGCCGCAGACUACCGGCAGUGGAGAAGGAAUUAGCAGAGAAGAAUUUAUCGAUUUGGUGGCCAAAGAUAUUUUGAAGAAAAUACCGGAGGAAUACGAAAUAUGGCGAGUGCGUCGGUACUUUCAAAGGACAAUGUCUCCUACUGUUAUAGUACUAUUGCAAGAACUCGAAAGAUUCAACAAAUUGAUAACGACAAUCAGACGUACGCUGAUCCAAUUGGGCAAGGCGCUCGCCGGCGAGAUCGGCAUGGAUUCGGUGUUGGACAACGUGGCCGUGUCGUUGUUCAACGGCCAAUUGCCGGCGUCGUGGAGGAAAUUGGCGCCGGCCACCUGCAAGAAUUUGUCCACGUGGAUGGAGCAUUUCGAAAACAGGCAGGCGCAGUUUUUCCAAUGGUCAACGUCCGGCGAACCGACGGUCUUGUGGCUAUCGGGCAUCCACAUACCGGAAACUUAUCUUGCGGCCCUCGUACAAAUCGCCUGCCGUUUGCACAAUUGGCCAUUGGACAGGUCAACAUUAUACACUUCGGUCACGGAAUACUUGGAUCCCGCCGAUGUUAAUUUACGCCCACCCGCUGGCAAUUGCCUGAUAACGGGGCUCUAUCUGGAAGGGGCCUCGUGGGACGUGGAGAACAGCUGCCUGAAGAAAUCGAAACCGAAGGUUCUGAUCGAACGGAUGCCCGUCAUCAAGGUGGUACCGAUCGAAACGUACCGCUUGAAAUUGCAGAACACGUUCCGGACGCCCGUCUAUACGACGUCGUUGCGUCGCAACGCCAUGGGCGUCGGUUUGGUGUUCGAGGCGGAUCUGAGGACGACCGAACAUUUGAGUUUGUGGGUGUUGCAGGGGGUUUGUUUGGUUUUGAAUACCGAUUGAUUGAUUGAUUGAUCGAUUUUUUUAGUUUAUUUGUUUAUUAAUAAUUCGUAUAAUAAACGUGUGA
Messenger RNA from Phyllotreta striolata, 14941 nucleotides. The record is from the annotation of a GenBank genome assembly. Lineage: Eukaryota; Metazoa; Arthropoda; Insecta; Coleoptera; Chrysomelidae.